GCCUCCCUCCACCCCCCUCACCCCUCCAGCUCCAGCUCCAGCCCUAGCCCCAGCCCCAGCCCCAGCCCCGCCAACAUGGCUGCAACGCCGCGUCUGCCCUUCUGUUUCUUCGUUCUACUGAUCUCCUCUGGGCCGCGGCUGGGUCAAACGAACCGCAGUGGAGAUCGGCGCUUCGCGGAGCUGAAACAAUGCUCGGACGAGGAAUGCAGCAUGCUGAUGUACCGGGGUAGAGCUCUGCAGGAUUUCACAGGUCCAGACUGUCGCUUUGUAAAUUUCAAAAAAGGGGAAGCUGUGUAUGUCUAUUACAAGUUAGUAGGAAGAUCACCUGAACUUUGGGCUGGAAGUGUUGGCAGUGUUUUUGGGUACUUUCCAAAGGACUUAAUUGAAGUAAAUCAUCAAUAUUCUGAACAAGAACUAGAACUACCAACAGAUGAAACAGAUUUUGUUUGUUUUGAUGGAGGAGUGGAUGAUUUUGACAACUAUGAUAUUGAAGAUCUUUUAGGAUUUUGGGGAGAAACUGUGAGAGACAAAGGGGAAGAUGAAUUGAACACUUCCGGGACUGAAAACUCUGAGAAACUUACAGAAGAAACAGAAGAGGAGAAUCCUAAGGAAGUCGAUGUUGAAGAAUCUCUUGAGAUAUCCAAGGAUGACAAUGAUGAGGCUGAAACAUCAGUGGAUAGCAAAAUUCUUACAAAUUCAGAAGAAAAUAGUUUACUUUCUGAAAACACUAAGAAUUUAGAGGGAGAAUUUGAAACACAUAGGACCCCCAUCCAUGUAAAUAGUCAUGCAGAUAAUCCUCAGGGAAAUCAACCCUCCCUUGAGCCUUUAGAAGAAAUGCUACAAGAUAAAUUAAAAGUGCCAGAAAAUGAAAAUUCAAGGAACAUUAAUAUUUCUCAGCUUUCUAAGGACUGGGAGGAGAUUGAUGCUUAUAAACUUUUGAAAAAGGAAAUUAAUUUGGAUUUGAAAACAAAAUUUGGCUCAACUGCAGAUGCACUUGUAUCGGAUGAUGAAACAACUAGGCUUGUUACUUCAUUAGAAGAGGAGUUUGAUGAGGAAUUGGACACUGAUAAUUCCAAAGUUGAGGAAGAGGAUAAAGGUAGUUUUGAUGAACCACCAUUACUAACUUUUACAAAUGGAGAAGAUAGGAAAACAGAAGAGAAAUAUUCAACAGGUGAAAAUUUGUAUACUGAAGAAGAUACUGAUGAAAUAGCUCAGCCCAGCAUUGGUGAAAAAAAUGACAAAAAUAUACUGAAAACCUUAGGAGAUACUAUUUUCUCUAUUGUUGGUGGAGGCGAAGCAGAAAACGAUGCCACAGAUUUGGAUGAUUUUGAUUUAGACGAAGAAAAGAUAGAGGAUAAGGAAAAAGUCCUGAUUGGUAAAUGGGAAGAAGAUAUCCCUGUAACAAGUCAUGACAGAAGCCUAGAAGAUACCCUUGAAAUUGGCACAGUGAUUGAAAUUAAGGAAAAAAGAGAGAUAAUACAACCAUUCAAGGAAGAAUUCAUGAAAAAGGGAAAGGAAUUAGGAGAUGAGGACAUUUCUAUAAAAAGUUCUACUCAUGAAAUUGAACUUAUGCAUAAUAAUCCUGCUGAAAUGAGAGAAGACACCUUAAAAUCACCCCUUAAUUACAUGAAAGGUGACCUAAAAGAAACUAUUACUCCUCAGAUUACAAAAGGGGAGCUUCCUGAGGAGAAAUCUGGAGAAAAGGUUUUAGAUGACAACUUUGAGAGUGAUCCUGUACAUAAAGCACUCUGGAAGAAAAUGAAAGAGAAAAAUACUGAACAGAAAUCUGUAAGUAUUAAAUCAUUGCUAGAAGAUGAACAACAAAAUGCAUCCAAAGGAAAUGUGGACAUAAACAGUAUUUCAGAAAAUGAACAAGAACAGGAAAUGUUUCCAGUAAAGAUGCAAGGAAAGGAAUCCUCCCAGCCAGCUCUGCUUAAAAUUCAAAAUCAAAUCAACAUUUCUUCUGUAGAUAAAAUUUAUUUACCAGAAAAAAAGGUGGAGGAGAAUCUGAUGUUGGAAGAAAAUUUACUGGGCCAACAGGAUAAAGAUAUGGAAACUGAAAUUAGCAAGCAGCUGGAUGAAAAGAUCAAGCAUUCUGAAAGAGAGAUUCGAGAUCAACUUUCCAAAGAUGAAAACAAAGAAAUGGAGAACACAAAAAAUAAGGACAAAGAUAUUCUUAAGGAUGGAGAAACAAAUGAUUUCAAAGAAAAUGUGGGCCAACAACCUCUUAUCAUGGAGACAACACAGUUGCAGAGAGAAAAGGCAGAAGCUGAAGAUGAUGACUUCCACAUAGCUGAGGACUUGUUAGAAGAUGAAAAUGCUAUAAGCGCUGCUGCCAGUGGCCAGAGCAGUAGCAUAAAUGUUGAUGUGCAAAUGAAAGAAAAAGCUAAUUCAGAAGUCCCAAAUCUGCUUUAUGCCACAGAAGACACCAAAGAAAAAACAAGUAUGAUUUUGGAAGCUGAAGGAGUAGAUAAAAGCUUGCAAGGGUCAGGUGAGACUAUGCCCAAAGGGGUAAUUGCAAAGAUUGAAGAAUCUAUUAAAAUCACUCUAGAGCAGCAAGAGAAAGAUCCCCUUGAGAAAGAUGAAAAACCCACGUCCUCUGCUGUUAGUGACUCUUUUGGCAAGGAUGAAAAUCAGGCUCAAAAUUUAUUUGAGGAGCUUGAUUAUUUUGAAAAAGAAGAUGGUCUGGAAAACAAAAAAGACUUCAGUUACACAGAAAGGUCUUGGCCAGAUGAUUUCUCCCAAGAAGAUCUUGAAUACUCACAAAAUUUCAUUGAUACAGAAAGCCAAACAAAUCAGCAAUCUGAUUCUAUGGAGCUUGAAGAUAACCUGGUCUAUAAAAAAGCUCUUAAAUUAGAAUAUAGUGAUACAGUAAAGCAACUGUCUAUCAUUAAGGGCUUUCUUGAUGAAGAACAAAUAGAAAGAUUAGAAAAGUACCUUGGGUCAGAGAAUGUCCUGCAGCUGGAAUCCACAUUCCAUGACAUGGAAAGUAAGCUAGCAUUUGCUCAAAAGGAGAGCCUGCCAUAUAAUAUGGAAAAAGCACUGGACGAUGUCUUUCACUCUUCAAUGUCAAAUAUCCUUGAGAUGGUGGAGAAAAUGUUAGAUUCUAAAGUGGCAGAAAACAAGGAGCUGGGCAUGAAAGAGAUGGACACAUUUGAUGAAGAGGUUACUCUGCUGAAUGAUAUUCAGGACCUGAUCUUUUUUGUCAGAUACAAACACCCUUUGGUAGAAGAGAGUGUACCCCUAGCAGCUGCUGCGCCUCCAGAAGACAGUUCUAAGGUCCCUCUUGCAGUAUUUCCUGUAGACCCAAAAACAGAACCCAAAAGAGACCAGGGAAGAAAGUUCUCAGUGAAUGAAGGAGAUACAUUUGCACCAGAGGAAAACAAGAGGCCACCAGAGAGCAUAGAAAUAAAAGUUCAUACAGUGGAAGUACCCAAGGAAGAUAUGGACAUCUCAGAAAAAGCUGAUCUUUUGGAUUCGGGAGAGAUCAAAGAUGUUGGUGACUCACAAGAUGGACUACUAGUCAAAAAGUCCUCACAAGAUCAAAGUAUUGGGGAAGAUCUGGCUAGAGGACUGAUUUCAGCAGAAGAUGUUUCUUUGGAUACAAAACAACCUCCUUUAGAAAUCAUUUCCACAGAAGAAACUCCUUUAGAUACAAAACAGCAACCUCUAGGAAUAGGUUCCAUAGAAGAUACUCCUUUGGAUACAGAACAACAACUAGAAACAAAUCCAGUGGUGCCACCAAUUCUUGCAGCUAUAAAGAGUGCAGGUCUUGUCGCAAAAGAAAACAUGAAACAAUAUACUGAGAUGUUAGUUGCUACGUUGCCUGAGGAUAUUCGACCUGGUCCUGAUUUUCAUGGAAUGCCCUGGGAGCCUAUAAUUAUUACAGCCUUAUUGGGGAUUGCUUCAUUUGCCAUUUUCUUCUGGAGAACUUUCCUUUCAGUAAAGAGCAGAGUUUAUCAAGUGACUGAAAAACAACUUGCUGAGAAGAUUAAAACUCUCUUACAAGAAAAAACAGAAAUUUUAGAAAAGAUGUCAGAAUAUGAUCAGAAGAUCAAAAAAGCAAAGGAAUCAGUAAAGGAAACCAAAAAACAAAACAUCAAUCUUUCUGAUGAAGCAGCUGACCUUAAGGAUAAAAUCAGAGGACUUGAAGAAACAAACCAAAAACUGGAUGACAAAGUGAAAAAUCUUCGUUCAUUGUUGGAAACUGAGAAGGAACAGAAUGUAAAAAAACAGGACAUGAUCUUGGAGACUCAGAAAUCAAUAGAAAAGCUACAAGAAGUUAUUACAAUGCAUUCUGUUGAACUUUCAGAGGUGCAGAUAGCUCUUAAUGAAGCUAAGCUCAGUGAAGAGAAAGUGAAGUCUGAACUACAUCAUGUACAAGAAGAAAAUGCUCGACUCAAGAAGAGAAAGGAGCAGCUGCUACAGGAAGCAGAAGGUUGGAGUGAGCGACACACUGAACUUAGUGAGCAAAUCAAAUUAUAUCAGAAGACUCAGAAAGACACAGAAGAAGCUCUUGCUUACAAAGAGAAUGAAAUUGAAGUUUUGACUAAUUGCAUUAUGCAACUGAAACAACUUGAUCUUGAUUCUGAAUCUGAAAUAAAAAAUAAUGAAGAAGGAAAUGGAUGGGAUGACUUAGCCAAUGGAGAACUGUCAGAUAAAAUCACCUCAGAUAACCGGAAUGAGAAGAUGAAGAGCCAGAUUAAACAGAUGAUGGAUGUGUCACGGGUUAAAACUACAUUAACAAUAGUUGAAGAAGAUAGAAAUCAUUUACAAUCCAAACUAAAUGAUGAAAUAAAAGCUCGUCAUGAAUUGGAAGAACAGAUUAAGAAAUUGGAACAUGACUCCUCUUCCCUGCAGUCAGCCAAAGCACAGUUAGAAAAUGAAUGUAAGAACCUGCAACAAAAAGUAGAGAUUCUCAAUGAACUCUAUCAGCAGAAAGAGAUGGCUCUGCAGAAGAAGCUCACUCAGGAAGAGUAUGAAAGGCAAGAAAAGGAGCAGAAGCUCACAGCUGCAGAUGAGAAAGUCAGCUUGGUUGCAGAAGAAGUGAAAACUUAUAAGCAAAGGAUUCAGGAGAUGGAAGAUGAAUUACAGAAAACAGAAAGGUCAUAUAAGAAUCAGAUUGCUAGUCAUGAGAAGAAGGCCCAUGACAACUGGCUCAUUGCUCGUGCUGCAGAAAGAGCUCUUGCAGAGGAGAAGAGGGAAGCGGCCAACUUGAGGCAAAAAUUAAUAGAAGUGAAUCAAAAAAUUGCUAUGCUCCAAAGGCCAAUGAUUGUAAAGCCAACUCCAGGAAGACCUGAUCAUCAGAUCCCCCCACGGAGAGGGCCCCUGAGCCGAGAUGGCUCUUUUGGUCCAUCUCCUGUGAGUGGUGGCGCACCCUCCCCCCCACUGAUGAUGGAACCACCCAUACGGUCUCUCUCUGCUACUCUUAACCGAAGAGAUGUUCCUAGAAGUGAAUUUGGACCUAUGGAUGGGCCUGGUUUGAGGAGGUCAUCUGAAGUAUCUGGAAGAACAUCUGCCUCUGAUUUAGGCCCUGGUCCAGUUCCUUUGAUGAACAGUGGCCCAAGAAGUUCUUCUCCCUCAACAGUCAUGGAUGGCAUGCAAACCUUUCCCCCAGAGGCUGAAGGCCCCUGUGCUCCUACUGUUCCACCAUCAGCUGAGGAGUCAAUUCCAGUUAAUGCCGGUCCCAAAGGCCACCCACCAUUUCCAGGAAUGCCCCUCAUGUCAUCAAUAGGACCUCCACCACCACCUCUUCGAUUUGGACCACCUCCUGUACUCCGAGGACCUUAUGGACCUCGACCUCUUCCUCCACCUCUUGGUGGUCCUCCACCUCCAAGCUUUCGGGAGUACUUACAUGGCCUUCCGCCAGGAAUAAGGGAUCUACCUCCUGACCCUCGAGAGUACGUACGUGGACACCCACCUUUUGGACCUCUAGGCCCUCCUGGCCCAAGAGAGUACCUUCCUCCUGGCCCACGAUUACCACCUCCAGCCCAUGGUCCAAGGGACUAUCCAUCUCCACCUUUUACAAGAGACUUGGCAUCUUCAGGUUCUAGAGACUACCCCUCAUCUCAUCCAUCUCAUGCUUCUCAAGGAAAUACACAGGACUAUGCACAGGCUCCAGAACAGAGCCCAUAACUUUAGCCUUCAUACUGAGAGAAUGGAUUGUUGGAACACUUCAUACAGGUAAAAGACUUCAGUGGCUUCAAAAUAAAUUUUAAUUUCAUGAUUAGGUUCAUAUGUAGGUUUGUUUACUGUUUUUUGCAGGACUUCCCCCCAUUAAGCUGCCCCUAGCAUCAUUGUGCAUUUAUGAGCCAAACUAUUAGCCUCUCCAUAAUUUGGGAUGCAAAAAUAUAUAUUUUUUGCCAUGAAUGAGGACUUUUUAAGCUGUAGCCUUUUGCAGCUCUUUAAAUGUGCAAUACAAAAAUAUACCUGUGUUUUAUUAGUUUUAUGUAGUUUAUGUAAUUGAUGAUUUCUAAUGUCAUAAAUGUAAUCAGAACAUUUCCUGUGGAAAUACUUUAUUAAAAAAAAGGUUAAGCGUUAUUCCCACUGCCUCCUUUUCCCUAUUAUUUUGUUAAACUGUGGUUAGUGUAGACCAUUCUGCAACUUACUUAUAUAUAACUAUUAGAAAGGGACUAUGUGGAUAAACUUGAUUAUUUUUAAAAGGAAGACCAGGAACAUAAACAACCUCCCUCCAAAAUUUACUAAUACAGUAAUAAAAACUACUGUCCCCCUUCCUGGACUCUUGGGCAGAUGAUUAUUGUAUAAACCGUCAUCCAAAGAAUUAUUUCCAAGUUAUUUUUUUGGUUGAAAUGUUGAGAUUAAAUUCUGGUGUUAAGAUUCAAUCCAAUAAUUUGUGGCCUUUUGAAAAAGUGAGGAUCUAGCAAUUAAAGAAUGAUUUAAUAUUGGUUACAAAGAUGGUGGAUACUUAUCCCCAUUUAAAACCAGUUCAUCUGUGCUAUAUUUAUGCAGUGAUUCCUAAUAUUAUCUACUUCAAACGUGCUAAUAACAACCAUCAUUGAAGAAUGAAUAUAAAAAUAAUUUUGGAUAUAACCAGUAAAAUUAUAAAGGAAAAUUCAACUAUCAAAAGUUUUAUUUAAGCUGAAAAAGGCUUUAUUAUUUCCUCCUCCUAUUAUAAUCAAUAUGUUGUGAAACUCCUUUCCUGAACAUCCCUGAAUAAUCAAAAAGAACAGAACCAUGUAUUUAUGGCAAUUUAAAUAUUACUUCCACAGUAAAGUCUGUUAUUAUAAAGGGCAUAGAAAUUGUGCUUACAUGGUAGAAACAUUCAGGUGGACAAGGCUUAUCAAUAUUCUUUGAAUUUAUUUGUAUUUUUAUAAAAUUGAAAAUAAAAGAUUUCUUGUGCAAA
Messenger RNA from Sarcophilus harrisii (Tasmanian devil), 7363 nucleotides. RefSeq names its product MIA SH3 domain ER export factor 3 (gene MIA3). Gene Ontology annotation, cellular component: endoplasmic reticulum exit site; endoplasmic reticulum membrane. The transcript has 29 exons. NCBI's taxonomy places the organism in Eukaryota, Metazoa, Chordata, Mammalia, Dasyuromorphia, Dasyuridae. Bases 76 to 6135 code for a protein of 2019 amino acids. Gene Ontology annotation, biological process: vesicle cargo loading; protein secretion; endoplasmic reticulum to Golgi vesicle-mediated transport. Gene Ontology annotation, molecular function: protein binding. The record is from RefSeq and is a predicted model, not a curated record.